Molecule: messenger RNA, 1494 nt
Organism: Cotesia congregata
Lineage: Eukaryota; Metazoa; Arthropoda; Insecta; Hymenoptera; Braconidae
Source: the annotation of a GenBank genome assembly
AUGGACCUCAGAUCAGAUAAACCGUGUACGGCUGGAAGAAUAGCCCCAACCGGUCGUUUAACUCCGUCAAUUCAUCAAUCUGUCAAUGGAAAACGGAAAGUUAUUCCUGUACCUCCGCCGAGAAUACCAACUCCUAUGCCAAUUGUUAAUAAUAAUAAACAAAGAAACAGCAGCAAUGUUCAAAUUUCUCAAAUUCCGCCCGUACAGAAAAAAGAAUCACACGGUAAUAUUGGUAAAAUAGCCAGACGUUAUCUUGAUGAUAAUAUGCAACAAGUAUGGAUAAAUCCGCGAUUGAUCUCAAUGAUAAAUAUGGAAGCUGUUACAUCAACAGAUUACGAUUCAGCAAAUUUAAGCCAUAAUUUUAAUCAAAUUGGGUUCAGCACUUAUAAUUAUUCACAGUUUGAAGAAAAGUACAAGUCAACUCAGCAAAAUUCAACAAAGCUUGGAACAAUAAGUCAAACACUAUCAUCCCAGUCAAAUGAUUUCGUCAGCUAUUUAUACGACGAUAAAUAUCCUCGUAAUCAAUUAAAGUCAGAACGUGAUAGUAAUAAACAGCAUUCGUACUUAUUACCUCAUGAAGUAAAAUCAAAAUCACAAAAUUUACGUGGUGAUUUAACCUACUACCAAAUAGAUCCACCUGGUAAACACGAUACACGUCACAGCAAAUGUCAUCGAUCGGAUGAUAAAAAUAUUUCGUACGAAACACACGCCACAACAAUAGUCACUGAUGAUAAUAAUAAAAAAGAUGGUAAAGAUGAAAAUAACAAACGUGAUAAAAGUGGAAAGCACACUCACGUUAACAAAUCUGAUUCAAAGAUUAAUAAUGGAGCACUGUCAAUAAAUCAACAAUUUAUUAAAUCAACAACCAAUGAGUCAGAUGAUGAGUGUCAUCUCAGUCAUAUUGGACAAAUAUCAUCGAAUCAACAUCAUCAUCAACAACAACAAUUUCAAGUCUCAUACAAGUAUCGUCAAUUAGAUAGGCCGCCAAAAUACCAAGAAUAUCCUCCUCGGGAUUCAUUGAGGUGUGAACAACCUGCACCUAGAUACUAUCAAGAUCCUCCUAAAUAUUCCGAUGUUAUAAGAAGAGAUGACUUGAAAAAAAUUCCCGAAGAGAAGGGACGACGGCAAGUGGGGAUACGUAGCGGGAGUGUUGGCGAGACGCCUGUUAAUCUAGUCAGUAUCACGCCAACUACGCGAGAAGUAACACGUGGUGCCAUGACACGUCAUCGACAAACAAAUAAACAACAACAACAACAAAUAAUAGAUGACUCUAAUCAAGUAACAACUGAUAAUUCAAAAGAGCCAACCACUCAACAUAAUUUUACAGAGCAAACAACAGCACCACCGGGACUAACAACAAUAACAAAUAGUAGUAUGACAACUACUACUAUCACAAGCACCACCACUACCACCACCACCAGUAAAACCGAUCAAUCUUGUCGUAAUAAUUUUAACGGGGGUAUUAUCCUGGGUGUUAAUGUCAGUGGAUAUUAA